Molecule: messenger RNA, 2059 nt
Organism: Egretta garzetta (little egret)
Lineage: Eukaryota; Metazoa; Chordata; Aves; Pelecaniformes; Ardeidae
Gene: NUBP2
Product: nucleotide binding protein 2
Exons: 7
Coding region: 306-1271 (321 amino acids)
Biological process (GO): iron-sulfur cluster assembly
Cellular component (GO): cytosol
Molecular function (GO): ATP binding; ATP-dependent FeS chaperone activity; 4 iron, 4 sulfur cluster binding
Source: RefSeq, a predicted model, not a curated record
GGCGCGCUGCAGAGCCGUGCGGGGAGGACCCCAGGCUCAUGCCAGCGGUGGUGGCGGGACCGAUGCGUCGUGGCCCAGCCCUGCCUGCCAUGCAGGGAGGUGAGGGGCUGUGCCAGUCGAAUUACCCGGCUUUGGGACCUGGCUAGCAUCUGUCUGAGCUGCAGGGACCUCUCAGCAUGGGGCACUGCACAAUGUGGGUAUGUUCUUUGUGUCUUCCAGGGGCAAGGAGCUGUCACAGCAGGCAAGCAGCGUGACAGUCCAAGUCUUUAACAUGCAUAUUUUUAAGCAAACUCCAUGCUAAAGCUAUGGUUUUUAAUGGGCAGGUUAUGGCCAGCUGGAGAGCCCAGCCAAGGCAACACAGAACCAGAGCACACUGCUGCAAAUCACUGGUUGAGAGAGCCUGGGACCUGACAGAGAAGAGAGGGAGGCAAACAGGACGAGGAGGAAAAGGGACAGGAGGCCAGGCAGGGGAGAGAAGCAACCUGGCCGGGGUGCGGCACAUCCUGCUGGUGCUCUCCGGGAAGGGUGGCGUGGGGAAGAGCACCAUCUCCACCGAGCUGGCUCUGUCACUGCGGCACUCUGGGAAGAAGGUGGGGAUCCUGGAUGUGGACCUGUGUGGCCCCAGCAUACCCCGCAUGUUCAGGGUGCAGGACAAUGACGUGCAUCAGUGCGACAGCGGCUGGGUCCCUGUCUUUGUGGACCAAGACAAGAGCAUCUCCCUCAUGUCCAUCGGUUUCCUGCUGGAGAAGCCAGAUGAUGCUGUGGUGUGGAGAGGACCCAAGAAAAACGCUUUGAUCAAACAAUUUGUUGCUGACGUGGCCUGGGGGGACCUGGACUUUCUCAUCGUGGACACGCCGCCGGGCACAUCCGAUGAGCACAUCUCCACGGUGGAGGCCUUGCGGCCCUACAAGCCGCUUGGAGCGAUCCUGGUCACAACACCCCAGGCUGUAUCUGUAGGAGAUGUAAGGCGAGAGCUGACGUUCUGUAAGAAGACGGGCUUGCGAGUUCUCGGCAUCGUGGAGAACAUGAGCAGCUUCGUCUGCCCGCACUGCUCAGAGUGCACAAACAUCUUUUCCAAAGGGGGAGGUGAGGAGCUGGCCAGGCACGCUGGCGUCCCCUUCCUAGGCUGUGUUCCCCUGGACCCCCAGCUCAGCCAGAGCUUGGAGGAAGGCAGAGACUUCAUCCAAGAGUUUCCCAAGAGCUCUGCCUUCGCUGCCCUGGCUCACAUCACCCAGCAGAUCUUGGAUGGUACGUCACAGCCGAGCUCCUGAGGAGGGUAUGGAGCUGGACUCUUGCUGGCAGAGCCCCUGGCCUGACAGCACCACCAGCAGCCUGCGCCGGUGGGGAAAGGGGAUGCAGGAACUGUUUCGCUAUAAAACUGAGUGGAGAGUGAUGGAGGGAGAGGGGAGCACAGCAUCAGUGCCACUCACAGCAAUCCAAAAAGGGAAAAGCACUGCUCCAUCCCCCUGGAUUUGAAGAGACCCUGUGUGGGCGCUACUGCCUGGCACAGCGGCAGCCUGCUGCUUGCCUUCUCAGCGUGGCGAUGCUCUGCCCGGAUGGUACAGUCGUUCCUAGCCCUGCGCACGCAACACCUUCCUCCACAGCCAGCCACUGUGCGGGUGCUUGGGGAGCUCUACCUUAUGCCCACGGCGUCUCAUACGCUGCGGCGCUUCUGGCGAUCACCCUGUGUGCAGCUACAGUGGCAAACGCCAUCAACUGUUCUUCCCUGAACCCAAGUGGCACCGAUCAUCCGGAUCGUGGCUCCAUGUGCUGCUGCCUUCUCCUACCGCUUUCCUUGCGUGACAGAUUAUAUAGUGCUCGGUUCAGUGGCUGGUGAGUUUGUGCCGGAUGCUCCAACGUGGACCCAAGCCAGGCCACCUUGCUCUGAAGUCUCAGAUCACUGGUUCCUGAUGGGCCAGUGAGGGUACGGGCAUGCGCUUCACAUGAGAAAAUGUCUUGGUCUGCAUCCUGCCGUGCUGGAACCGGGGCCUUUUUGGUCUGCUGGGGGUUAUUGUGACUCAGGAAUAUUUUUAAAAGUCCCAGGCAGUAAACACUUUUC